AGGUACCCCAAGGCCGCUCCCUUGUCACUCUGCUAGUUCAAUAAUGAGGUCUGAAGAAGUAAAAGCAAUUCUCAAGCCUAUUUACGAUGCUAUGGAUGAGGCAUAUGAGGCGGACAGGACGGAAACAGCUUUCGCAGAUCUCUUUCACCCUGAUGCCGUCGUCGUUCAAAAGGGAGUUGGAUCCAAAUACACUAGAAAAGAUAUAAUAGACGGCUUCAAAGCUUUGACGGAAGAAUUCGGAAAAGUGAAAAUGACGAGAGUAAAUGAGCAUUUCUGCGGAAGUGAUGAUCUCCUUAGCGCUUCCUACGAUGUCAAAGUUGAUUCACCGAAAAAAGGCAGAUUCGUCGCUAAGGCAUUCCAAGUGAGCCGAUUCUUCUCUGAGAAGCCUGCCUUCAAGAAAGACCUCUUACUGCCGUUGCCUUCAAGAAAGAGCUCUUACAGAAAAUUGCUCAAGAAGUUUCUAUAUAAAGAGACUGUUGCACCCACAAUGAAGAGCGAAGAAGUAAAAGCUAUCAUAAGCCCGAUUUUCGAGCAAGCAGUAAAGGACUACUACGCUGGAAACUUGGAGAAAGCCAUGAACGACACACUGCACAGCAAUGCCGUCGUUGUUAACAAAGACGUAGGCGCCUUCUACGGCAAAAAGGCCAUACUAGAAAAUUUCGCCAAAAUGAAUGAAGAAUUUGGUCAAGUGAAAUUUGAGAAAGUGAAUGACACUUACUGUGGAUGUGAGUGUUGUUUAUGCACAUCAUUUGAGUUCAAGGUCGACUCACCUAAGAAAGGAAAGGUGACAGCAAAAGUUUUCCAAAUUUAUAAAAAAGAAGACGGCAAAUGGAAGAAUUACCACGAAGAGUUCGAGCUUCACUUCAAAUAAUUGCUAAUUUGAAUAAAUGUUAGACGACUA
Messenger RNA from Cylicocyclus nassatus, 901 nucleotides. The record is from the annotation of a GenBank genome assembly. NCBI's taxonomy places the organism in Eukaryota, Metazoa, Nematoda, Chromadorea, Rhabditida, Strongylidae.